Lytechinus variegatus (green sea urchin) is the source of this 2893-nucleotide messenger RNA. Its product is annotated as major facilitator superfamily domain-containing protein 10-like. Gene Ontology annotation, molecular function: transmembrane transporter activity. The record is from RefSeq and is a predicted model, not a curated record. Bases 192 to 1583 code for a protein of 463 amino acids. The transcript is spliced from 14 exons. Gene Ontology annotation, cellular component: brush border membrane. NCBI's taxonomy places the organism in Eukaryota, Metazoa, Echinodermata, Echinoidea, Temnopleuroida, Toxopneustidae. Gene Ontology annotation, biological process: transmembrane transport.
AGAAUCGAACCUGAAUAUCACACAGUUUGAAUAUCGAACAUCCAACCAACUUCCUGUCGGUGGCUCAAGCUCUCGUUUUUGUAUUACAUGUACUAACUGAAGGUGGAUUAUUGGAACACAGUUUUUUUCAUUUGCAAGAUCCAAAUCUACAAAUUUUACAGAUUAAAACGUUUGUAUAAUCAAGCUCCAUCAUGGUGUCCACUAGAAGAACAUCUUAUCCUGAGCCUGGUGAAGACCAGACAGAAGAGGAUACCAAGACAUCAAAAAGCAAUGGCAUGGUUGGCAUCAUCUUCAUCUCAUUAGUCCUGGAUCUGUUAGCAUUCACAAUGAUACUUCCACUCUUCCCAACCUUGCUUGAUUAUUAUGGACAACAUGAUGAGAGUGGACUGUAUGCUUCACUGCAGCACAGUGUGGAUCAGUUUAGGGAGGUUCUGCGAAUUCCUGACACCAAAAAAUAUAAUUCAGUUCUUUUCGGAGGCAUACUUGGGUCUCUCUUCUCGCUGUUGCAAUUUAUUACUAGUCCAGUGAUUGGAGCUGCAUCUGAUGUGUAUGGAAGACGGUUUGUCAUGCUUGUUACUAUGGUCGGCAUCUCACUGUCCUAUGUUCUAUGGGCAAUGUCCUACAACUUUGGAAUGUUUGUGUUAGCAAGAAUCGUUGGUGGAAUUAGUAAGGGUAAUGUAAGUCUCAGUACUACAAUUGUGACCGAUGUUUCAACAACCAAAACCAGGGGAAAAGGCAUGGCUCUGAUUGGUCUUGCAUUUUCUGUUGGAUUCAUUGUUGGUCCCAUGAUUGGAGCUUACUUCGCUAAAGGAGGGCUCUUUGACGAGGGGUCGAGGGUCAUCACACCGGCUCUUCUUGCCCUGACGCUGUCAUUAGCUGAUCUACUAUUUAUUUUCGUCUUCCUCAAGGAAACGCUCCCUCAAGAAAAAAGGGCCCCUUCCAUGGGUAACUGUUUCCAAGAAAGACAGAAUCUUAUUAACCCCUUCAGUCUCUUCAGAUUUUCCGCUGUAAAAAACACUCCUAUAAAAGAGUUGCAGAUUUUACAGCAGUUGGGGCUAAGUUAUUUUAUCUAUCUUUUCUUAUUUUCUGGACUGGAGUUUACACUUACAUUUUUGGUGCAUAUACGAUUUCAGUACAGCAGUAUGCAACAAGGAAAAAUGUUUGUCUUCAUGGGUCUAAUAAUGGCUGCAUUGCAAGGUGGUUAUGUACGUAGAAUAAAACCAGGACAAGAAAAACGGGUUGCAUUAACUGGAAUGCUGAUUUUAAUACCAGCCUUUGUCAUCAUAGCUUUUGCUUCAGGGUCUUUCCUUUAUUAUUUAGGUCUUGCUCUCUUCUCAAUAGCAUCUGGAACUGUAGUGCCUUGUAUGACAACCAUUGUAACUAUUUAUGGUCCUGAGGAUCAGAAAGGUACUAUCAUGGGCAUCUUCAGGUCACUGGGAGCACUCUCUAGAGCCUUCGGACCAGCAGCAGCUUCAGCAGUGUACUGGGGAGCUGGAGCCGGUGUCUGUUACAUCUGGGGGGCUGUCCUCAUGGUAUUCCCUAUCUACAUACUCACCAGAGUUGUACCAACAAAGACACAGUAAUCAACCUUGUCAUGUGCCACAUCAAUUCAAGAGUCCCAACCUUCAAGUCACUCUCUUCAAUGUAGAGAUCUACAUCAAGUGGUCACCCUUUGGAGCAACAUUCUUCAUCAGAGGCUGUGAUAUCUUACUGCUUUCAUUUGCCAAAUCCAUAUUCCAUGUUAAUCAUUAAAUCUAUUUUACACCCCUCUUCAUUUUAAAGAUGCAGUGAUCUCCAUCUUAUUGGGUCACACCCAUCUACAUGUAUGCUCAUCAUCAAUAUUUCCACAGAAUGCAGAUCCAGGGAUUUACAUGUACAUGUAUUGCUGCUUUGUUAUGCCACACUCAUCUCCUUCCAGGGGCGUUGGAACAUAUUCUCAUUUGGGGGAAAGCCAAAAAAGGGUACUUACAAGUAUAAAUGGGUAUUUUGGUGCAAACAGAUAUUUUCACUGUGAGAUUGUCAUCUGCAUGAAGUAGUUGUAUGUUUUUUGAAGUAAGUAUGUUGAGCAAAGCCUUUUUGAAGUGAUUCCUGAUAAAAAAAAUACAUAUUUCAGCUUUGUUUUUGUCUCAUGUGAAAGCAUAACAAGAGAGCAGUUUGGGAUAAUUUUCAAAUCUGAAGUUGUAAAACUUGCUUUUUUGGUCUAUUAUGGCGCUGUUAAAAGGGCAUCCUUGCGAAUGUUGUGGGUGCAACUUUCGGAGAUUUUAUGUUAUAAGAUGUGAAAAUUUAACAUUCCGGGAAGAUUUUGUAAUCAUGAAAAAAAUGUGUUGCCUAACAAAAGAAUUCACUCAAGCACCAAGCCCAAACUAACAUUUUUGUCUCACCUGCAUAGCAGGGUGAGACUAUACAUGCAGUCGCCGCUUUUCCGACUGCAACGUCGACAUCAAGGUUAAGUUUUUUUUAAAUGACAGCAUAAUAUGGACCUAGUUCAUGAAACUUGAACAUUAUGUUAAUCAAGUACAUGUAUUACUGAACAUUCUGCCUGAGUUUCAGCUUUCAGGUCACAUGACCAAGGUCAAAGGUCAUUUAAGGUCAGUGAACUUAGACCAUGCGUGGGGAGUCAAUAUCAUAAUCUUAACCUAAGGUUAAGUGUUUGAAAUGUCAAUUUUCUUAGAAAAUAUCUGUUUAAUUUGUUUAAUUUUUGGCAUUACUCCUUUUCGUUUAAGAUCGAUAUGCUCGAUCUGUAAUAAAAAUCAUAAGUCAGAAAAAAUUGGAACCAGUGGGAUUUGAAACUGCCAUCUACUGCUUUCCGGGCAGCGACUAAUAACCACCAGACUAGUCUGGUUCACAGCUAAGCCAAGAUGAAUGGGAAUUCAAAUACCCUUGAUCGUCUUCU